AUGGAGAAGAACAGUGAUUCAGAAGUUAUGGCGGAGAUGGAAUCAGCUGUUGUAUCCCCCCCCCCCAACACUCGUUCACGAACUUUGGCGUCCAGUGCCACGGAUGAGAUUUCUAAGGCCUCCCCUGGUUUAACUCCUAGCUCGAUGUGUCCUGUUAAGGCACAUAGCCCGUCCUCCUCAAAAAAAAAAUCUAAGAGGAGGAAGGCAAAGAGAUCCCAGAGAAUACGGUUCGGUUGGGACCCGAAUGAGCUGGAGACGAGUAUUAUUUCCUCUUCUGGCCAAAUGAUUCAUGCUCAGCUUAAGCUUUUGAAUAUACAAACAUCUUGUCUUAUCACAAUAGUAUAUAGAGAACAUACAUUUGUGAAUCGGCGGUCGCUUUGGGCUGACCUUAUUCGGCUCUCUUCGUGUGAGCUGCCUUGGAUUGUUGCUGGAGAUUUUAAUGCCAUUAGAGACCCGGAUGAUAGAGUGGGUAGCACAACUCCCUGGAUUCUGGCCUUUGAUGAAUUUGGGGACUGCCUUAACCAGGCGGGACUAGAGGAUCUUCGUUAUGUGGGCUGUAGAUACACAUGGACUUAUUCUUCAGGUGAUAAUCGGAAACUUCGCAAGAUUGAUCGAGUGCUCAUUAAUGACCUAUGGAACCAACUUUUCUCCUUCUCGGAAGCCACCUUCCUUGCGCCAGGUAUCUCUGAUCACUCCCCCAUGGUGAUAAAAAUUUUCCCGCCACUUAGCUCCAAUAAACCUUUCAAGUUUUUCAACUUCUGGGCUACACAUCCAAAAUUCUUGGACUUAGUAACUCAAGUCUGGGAUACUCAUAUAGUAGGCACUCCUAUGUAUAUGAUUUGCUGCAAACUUCGGGUGCUUAAAGCAAAGCUGAAACACUUGAAUAGAAGUUCAUUCUUUGCUAUUUCCACAAGGACUGAACAGGCCAGAUCAGACCUAUAUGCUAUUCAGGUAGCCUUGGAGCGUCAUCCCUUUGAUCAGAGCCUGCUUGAUAGAGAAGUGGAGUACAUACGAUCCUUCUCUGCACUGAGAUUACAAGAGGAAUCCUUCUUCAGUCAGAAAUCCAGGAUUCGAUGGCUCAAAGAGGGGGACAUGAAUACUAAAUUCUUUCAUCAUUUUGUUAACAAAAGGCGGUUACAAAAUCGAAUCCUUUCGGUGUCUGCUGAUGACGGUGUUCUACUAACUGACCCACAAGUGGUCAGGAACCACAUUGUUGGUCACUUUCAGGAGCUACUCAAUGGUAAUCCUACGUCUAUCCAGCCAUCUGUCUGUGAGAUAAGGGAUUUCAUUGGCCGGGUUUUAGAUGAGAAUCAGAGGAACCGCCUAGCACAAUCGGUUUCGGAUGAGGAAAUUCAGUCUACCCUGUUUUCACUUGCUAGAGGCAAAGCCCUAGGGCCGGAUGGGUAUAACGUUGAUUUCUUCAAAACCUCUUGGGAGAUCAUUGGACCCUCCAUUCUCAUGGCGGUAAGAGAUUUUUUUGAGUCUGGUUGUAUGCUUAAAGAGUUAAACAAUACCAUUUUAACUCUAGUGCCGAAAUCCCCUAAUGCCUCGGCCAUGACUGAUUUCCGUCCGAUUGCAUGUUGCAAUACCCUUUACAAAUGCAUUUCUAAAAUCCUGGCUAGGCGUAUUGCUCAUGUCUUACCAACUUUGAUUAGCCCUUCCCAAACGGCUUUCGUUAAAGGACGUAGAAUUAGUGACAACAUCAUGAUUGCUCAAGAGUUGUUCGCGGACUUUCAUCAUGAGGCUUACCUUCCUAAGUGUGCCAUCAAAGUGGAUUUUCAGAAAGCUUUUGACACAGUCGACUGGGAGUUCAUUGAAAAGACACUAAAGGCCUUCAAAUUUCCGGAUUUCUUCGUCAAGCUGGUUAUGGCUUGUGUGUCAACAACCAAAUUCUCGUUUUCAAUCAAUGGGGAAUUACAUGGGUUUUUUGCUAGUUGCCGAGGUCCUGACCUUGGCAUGGGUGGAGCUAAGGUAGCGUGGAAUGCUGUAUGUUUACCCAAAGAAGAAGGUGGCCUUGGGAUACGGCGACUUGUGGAAUACAAUAGAGCAAUGACUCUUAAACACAUAUGGCUUCUCUUUACUGAUAAGGAAUCCAUGUGGUGCAAAAUGGAUACAUUCAACCUUCUUAAAAAUAUCAAACUUUUGGAUUGUAUCCAAACCUACAUUUUGCUCUUGGACAUGGAAGAAAAUUCUGGAUUUGCGAGCUUCCGCCCAAGCACUAUUUCGGUGGAAGAUUGGUAA
Molecule: messenger RNA, 2241 nt
Organism: Syzygium oleosum
Lineage: Eukaryota; Viridiplantae; Streptophyta; Magnoliopsida; Myrtales; Myrtaceae
Exons: 3
Coding region: 1-2241 (746 amino acids)
Molecular function (GO): catalytic activity
Source: RefSeq, a predicted model, not a curated record